UUUGUGUGCUUGGAGUUCUUGUUUUUCUACUAAAUUUUUUCAUGAAGUUCUUAAUUUUUAGUUGGGUGUGUUGUAGACAGCUAUGGAUAUCUUUGUCUGAUUGCAUUUCGUCUGUUUUCAUCUGUCCAUAUUCGAUAUUGUUUGGGAAGAAUAUUCUGUUCUGCUAGAAAUUGCUUUUAUUUUUGUGCUUAAAAAGAUUGUAGCUCUGUCAUUCCUUGUCAGUUUCAGCUCAAUUUCUUCAUUCAUUUAUCGAUUCUAUUGUUCAUUCAGCUUUCAAAUGUCUUUAAUAUGAUUAUAUGUCUAUGAGCAACACAGUAGAGAUGAAGUUUAGUUUUCAGUUCUUGUUCAUGUUUGUUUCAUAGCCGAAGAAAAAAAUUCUAUCCCGGAUUAUUAUCUGGCAGUUUGUCUUACUCAAGCGUAUACAUUUUGUUCAAUUAGGACUGAUACAAUUACUUAGGCAUUUUUGGGAUUGGAAUUGCCAGUUCCUGCUGACAAUUGAAGGAUACACACUCGUUUCAGGACUUGAACAUGUUGAAGCAGUCAUCCAGUAGAAACCUGAGGUCCAAAGGCUUUAAGGUAAAGCAUUUCAUUCAGGUAUUUCUGUUGCUUGCCAUUGGCGUCUGGUUGGUCAACCAGCUCAAGCACUCUUACCAUAAGAAGGCAGCAUAUGAGGACAGUACUGGAAAGAUCUCAGAAGAGGUUCGAGGCGAUUAUGAAGUUGUAAAACUUGGGAGGAAAGGCCUCCAUCCUCGGGUAAGGGAAACAGGUUUAGAGAUUGAAAAUCAUGAGGGUAAAGCAGAAUUGGAAGAAGAAAUCGAAGAAAUUAAACCUGGAGAAAUUGAGGAUGAAGGAAGUGGUGGGGAUGAAGAAAUAGAUGGACAUGAUCAAGUAAGAACAGAAGAGGAAGAAACUGAGGAAGUAGAGGAUCUCAUUGAUGUAGACGAUAAGGAAAGGGAAGAAACAAAUGAAGAUCAAGAAAUUGAAGAGAAGGGCGAUCAACUUGAGGAUGUAAGUUCACUAGAUGAUCAAACCCAAAAUGAAGGCGAAAGGAAUUUACAACAGUUAAGAGAAGAACAUUACAGGGGAGAUGAUGCAUCUAGCUCUGUGAUGCAGAACUCCCAAUCAAUAAUCACACAACUUGGGAUUGGAGGUCUGAGAAAGAUUAAGGAAAACGAGAUAGAUAAUGCAGAACACAUAAAAUUAGAGCAGGGUAUAAAAGCCAUGGCAAUGAGGAGGUUGUUUUUUACCCAAUCAGGUCAGGUCCAUACGGAAAUGAUGCAAAAGAUAUCGGCUUGGAUUCCCGUUCAUUGAUUGAUGAUCAUAUUGAUGGAGGGGGGGUUUUAGGGAAAGCCACGGCCUCUCUUUCUAUUAAAUACUAGAACGGGUCAUGAAGCUUGAUGCAAAUGCUGCAGGGAAGGUCGGAUUCUGAUCUUACAAGCCAUGAGCUAGAAUAAUGAUAAAUAAGCAGGAGCAUUUAGGAUAUAUACUUGUAUGAACCAUCAGAGAGAGAAUGCAGAGAAAAAGCUCUGCAUUAGUUAGUGACUGCUAGUGAGGAUGUAGGUGUUCUUUCCUUCUGAUUCCGCCUAAGUUGCUGAGGAUCAGCCUGUCGUCGCUACAUAGCGGGACAGGAAGCAAGUUAUUUGGUGUGGUUAAAAUAUCCACCCUCUGGAAGUGGGUGAUUUGAAGUCCUAGACAUUCUGUGUUCCUGUAAACUGUAGCCUAGGGUGAGCAAUUGUACAUACAUGUUUCUGUUUAUUUAUGUCUCUAAAUUCCCUUA
Messenger RNA from Populus nigra (black poplar), 1777 nucleotides. RefSeq lists its product as uncharacterized. Lineage: Eukaryota; Viridiplantae; Streptophyta; Magnoliopsida; Malpighiales; Salicaceae. The record is from RefSeq and is a predicted model, not a curated record. Bases 529 to 1311 code for a protein of 260 amino acids. The transcript is spliced from 2 exons.